Lucilia cuprina (Australian sheep blowfly) is the source of this 2055-nucleotide messenger RNA. It is a transcript of the gene Naa80, whose product is annotated as N-alpha-acetyltransferase 80. The record is from RefSeq and is a predicted model, not a curated record. Gene Ontology annotation, cellular component: cytoplasm. Gene Ontology annotation, biological process: protein acetylation. NCBI's taxonomy places the organism in Eukaryota, Metazoa, Arthropoda, Insecta, Diptera, Calliphoridae. Gene Ontology annotation, molecular function: acetyl-CoA binding; N-acetyltransferase activity. The transcript is spliced from 2 exons. The coding region runs from base 788 to 1327 and encodes 179 amino acids.
UCGUCUUUUGCUUUUUAGCUAAACGAACAUGUAGCAGAAUAUAGUUAGUAAACAAAUAAACUUGUUAGAUCGGGCAUUUAAAAACCUUGAUUUUUACGUUAACGCCACUAUGAAAAUUUGACCUCGAAUUUUUGACAUGAGUUGACUUAAUGAAUGUGCGUUUUUACUAUUGUAACAACAAACUAAAAAUCUCAUUGGAAAAUACUUGCAAAUAUGUAUAUUAAUGUGUUUGUGAUAUCAUAUAUUAAAGUACUUACUCAUAAUUUUAUAAUUAUGUAUGUGGUUUGAGUUCGCGUUUAAUAAUUAUAUGUCUGAAUGUGAUUUUGUAAAUACAAGUAAAUUAGAAACUUAUGUACCUACGUAAAGAUAAAUUACACGAAAAUACAUUUUGCACCAAAAAAUCGGGAUUCAAUAAAUAUCCGUCUUAAAGGACUAGUUCAUCUUAAACAAAGUUUCAUUUUAACGGAGUUAUACAAAUAAAGGAAACUAAAUACUGAUGUUUCCAUCAAAAUGUGGUCAAAUUAAAAAUUCUAGUGGCGGUUUAAAUGACGUACAUAAAUAUCAUUAAUCACUCCUAUUCUGCAUUGCAAUUGCAUUUACGCAUUCAGUUACGCAAUGAUCGGAAAAAGGUAUUCCAACAAAAAACUGAAUCGUAAGAAUCAUUGCAAUGCUUUACGAUUGUGUGUAUUCUGCGUUUCGAUCGUAAUUGCGUUUAUGUGGUGGAGAAUCGAUUCGAAAUGCAGAAUACUAAAGUUGCCAAACGGAGAAAAAUUUCGAUUCAAUCAAAAUGCAGAAUAGGAGUCAAUAUUCAAUAUGUAUAUUGGGUCUUCCACCAUUUAAUGUAUCUGGUAGUCCUUUUAAUGUGGUGCCCAUUCACCAGUAUCCAGAGCUAAUGAAGGAUACAUGCGCGCUCAUAAAUUCAGAGUGGCCACGCAGUGAAACAGCGCGCAUGCGUUCUCUCGAAGCAUCAUGUGAUAGUUUACCGUGCAGUUUGGUUUUGACCACUGAAGGCUACACUAGAGUUAUAGCACAUUGCAAGCUUAGUCCAAUACCAUCAAAGAAAAAAGCAUGUUUUAUUGAAUCUGUGGUAGUGGACAAGAGUUGUAGGGGUCAAGGUUUUGGCAAAUUAAUUAUGAAAUUUGCUGAAGAUUAUUGUCGAGUUGUUCUAGAUUUAAAUGUUUUGUAUUUGUCAACAGUUGACCAAGAUGGGUUUUAUGAAAGAAUAGGCUAUGAAUUUUGUGAACCAAUCUCUAUGUAUGGUCCAAGGAAUUGUGAAUUGCCUAGUCUGCAAAAUGCCAAAAAGAAAUACAUGAAGAAAAUUUUAUAGGCAACAUCGGCAGUACGUUAUCACAAAUUUCAAAUUAAACGCCACAAAAAAAUAGUUCGAUGUAAUUGAUUUUCUUUCCAUGCUCCAAAAAAUAUUAUAAAAUUGGGUUUAUUAUUAAAUUAAACAUAUUCCAGAAGUAAACUUAAUUUUGUAAACUAAGUUUAUUUUAAAAUUCUGGAAACAUAUUGUUUAAUUAAAAGAUGAAUUCUAAAUGAAUGUUAAUUUAGCUCAAUUAAAAUUUUGUAAGAAUUGCAUGUUAAUUAAUAGAAUAAAAAAAAAAAAUUAAUUAAACAGGCAGUAAAAUGUAUAAGAAACGCAAGCUAUAAAUGUUAAACGAAAAACCAAUUACAGAAAGUAGAAUAAUAUUUCUGCUAAAUUUAGAAAUGGCUACGAAUGUGCUACAUACAAUCAAAGAAGAUUCAAAUGAAAAGCAAAUUACUAUUAUAAAUAUAUAUAUAGAUAUAUCUGUCUUUAAAGGCAACAAUACAUAUUCUAUAAAAAAAUCGCUACAAAUUUAAUUCCAAUCAAUUUAAUUUUCUUUUUAAUUAUUUAUUUUUACUGUUAAUGGUUAAUUUUAUAAAAUUUUUUAAUGUGUUUCUCAUUUAAAGUUAUUUUUUACAUAUUUGGUUUUGAAGUUUAUAAUUUUCUAAAUAUGUAUAAACUUAGAUUACCAAACAUGUAUGGCUUUAAGCAGAUACAUACAAUACGUAUACGUAUAUUUAAAUUUA